AUGAAGUCAAAGGGGUUUAACCUUGAAGUCUUUUCCCAGAGAGAAGAUGAGGAACUGAGACUCUUCAAGUCCCUACCAUCAUGGGUACCCGACUUUAGUGUUUCAUUUGGUCAUAGUCCUAUGGCCGCCAUGGGACCGAUGUGGACAGCUGCCGGUUUGAAGGCACCCACAAACGAUAUCCGAUAUUUGCCAUCUAAUUGCGUAGAGCUUCAUGGGGUACGGGUUGAUGAAGUCAGUCUUUGGAAGGGCCCGUUGCUUCGUGAUGUCUUUGCCGCUGGUCCGAAAGUUGGUUCUAAGAAGACUUGCGAGUUAUUCUCGACAAUCCAACCGCCAACAUCAAGUCCAUCACUUGCGGAUGAAUUUCAUGAAAGGAACGGAGGCCCUACUGUUUUAAGGCCACUCAACAUCGUGGCGGCCCAAGAGCAGGCUUCACGCUACCAGUCCAAGGCAGAAGUCUUCUGGAUAACAAUGUUGAAAGACACUGCAGAAAACAAUCAUCCUGCCAGAGAUAGCUGCGGUAAAGAGAUAUUCAAAGACAUGGAAGAUGUUAUCCUUUUGGAGAUGGGUGACUCGAUAUCUGAAGCAACCUUAAAUUCGAAGAGUGAUGAAGAAUGGAACUUAUGGAAGGAUCGCACGGACGAUUUAAUGAGAAAGUUCACGAACCUCCAGAUUCUCAAGGGUGCUCUACCAGACGGUAUAGAAGACACCCAGAACCCCAAGCAUUUUGCAGGGGCAAGGAAUAUCAUCUUAUCACGUAGAGAAAAAGGAGUAAAUGGGCGCCUCUGGCAAUACUUUCUUACCUAUAGGGAUAAUCUUGAGUGCCGUUUGACUGAAUUCUUUCACCGUCAAGUCGGUACUAGAAAUGAGGUGUUAGGGGCAACCUUUGGUCGCGGCCUCUUUGCAACGGAAAAUGGACGCUUAGGUUUGGGUCUACACUCGACUCGUGAAGGUGAUGAAGUGUGGAUCUUAGAUGGAUGCCAGGUUCCUUGCCUGCUACGACAUACGGGUGAUGGGCGGUAUAAGCUGGUGGGAGAAGCAUACGUUCACGGGAUCAUGCAUGGGGAAGCUUUGGAGGAGCCGGGUGUCAAGAAACUUGGCCCAGUCAUCAUUGUGUAG
Fusarium subglutinans is the source of this 1116-nucleotide messenger RNA. Its product is annotated as heterokaryon incompatibility protein. The record is from RefSeq and is a predicted model, not a curated record. Lineage: Eukaryota; Fungi; Ascomycota; Sordariomycetes; Hypocreales; Nectriaceae. The transcript is spliced from 2 exons. Bases 1 to 1116 code for a protein of 371 amino acids.